CCAUUUUAGAUCGGCAACAUACCAAACACCCCCGGGAUAUUUUAUUUGCGCUUAUAGACGGGUAACCAACAUAACUACAGAAGUGACAAAGUGGUGUGAUUAUGUCGGACCCUUGGUAUUUCUCUUAUAAACUGCGUGGUUUGAAUCUUGAAUGCUGAUUGGCUGAUAACCGUGGUACCCCAGAAUCACGCACGCGAACACUUGUUUAUAAACCCAGAUAUAUUGCAAAUAAUGUAGAGCAAUACUUCUUAUUAGACACAACUAAGAUUGUAAUGGAUGCCAGGUGAAAGAACAGUGUGUGAAAGCAAUAAAGAGAGUAGCUCGCGGCGUUUAUUUUUGUUAUGCACAGAACAGCCCACGAAGACUUGUUCUAUGUUGCGUCGUGCACUGCGAUCGUUAAUUCGCUAGGAGGCGAUAUUAGUCUAUUAUUUCAUCAACAUGGAUAAUGGGUCAUGUCCUCCGACAUCAUACCAGACGUUACAAUUGCAUUAAUUGCAAGUAGCUAUAUAACAGGCACUAUUGCUACUUUGAUGGCCCACGGGUGAUGCCCAAAAAGAUGCGGCACCAUUGGCUGCUCAUCGGGGCUUGCGGCUGGGUGCUGCUCAUCCUGAUGUUUGCCAGCAAGUUAAUUAAUUUCAACUCAAGGGCCACAGAUGACUACGGGGAGAAGGCUGAAAUGCAGAGUUGGACGCAAACAGAGGUUAAGACCGUCAAAUCACUUCCCGCACAGACAUCAGACAGAAGAACUCCCAAGUCAUCAGACCUGCCCUCCGCAGGUCCCUCCGCCGCGUCCAAUCCUACAGACUGGCAGUCUCUGGAGACAAGACGUCUGGACCUCCUCUCAUCCGUGUGUCAAAAAGAGUCCCUCAGGAACCUCACCCACACUUCAGUCAACACAUUUGUCCUGGACCGCAUCUUUGUGUGUGACAAGCACAAGAUUCUUUUCUGCCAGACCCCUAAAGUGGGCAACACGCAAUGGAAGAAGGUCCUCAUUGUCCUCAACGGAGUCUUCUCAACUGUGGAGGAGAUCCCAGAGAACCUGGUUCAUGACCAUGAAAAGAACGGCCUGCCCCGACUUUCCUCUCUGACAUAUCCAGAGAUCAAAGAAAGGUUAGACACGUACUUCAAGUUCUUCAUUGUGAGAGAUCCAUUUGAGCGGUUAAUCUCUGCCUUCAAGGACAAGUUUGUGAAGAAUCCACGAUUUGAGCCCUGGUACAAGCAUGAUAUCGCGCCUGCCAUCAUCCGCAAGUACCGAAAGAGUCACCGCGACAACGAUAACAAGGCCACCGCAGGCCUGCGCUUUGAGGACUUCAUCCGUUAUUUGGGCGACGAGUCCGGUCGGCGACACAUGGACCGGCAGUUCGGGGAGCACGUCAUCCACUGGGUGACGUACUCAGAACUCUGCGCUCCAUGUGACAUCAAAUACAGCGUCAUAGGGCACCAUGAAACUCUGGAACUCGACGCGCCUUACAUCCUCAAAGCAGCUGGGAUUGAGCGCCUGGUGUCGUACCCAACGAUACCCCCAGGUAUCACCCGCUACAAUCAGACCAAGGUGGAGCAAUACUUCUCAGGAAUCAGCAAGCGGGAUGUCAGGCGGCUUUACGCCCGUUACCAAGGAGACUUCAGCCUGUUCGGCUACCACAGGCCGGACUUCCUGCUUGACUGAAUGAAAAUGACACUGAAGACUUGUGUUACGAUGAUGAUAUUAUAAUAACAUCUCUCUAACCUAACAUGCAUCUUAAUUAGUGUGUGGUUUACUGGGUGUGGCUAGCUACCUGGUCAGGCCUGGCUGCUGUAACAAGGGGCCCUAGUUAAGAUAGAGACGCCCCACCGUCCAGGUUUCAGCCAGGCCAGAGAAGCAGGCCGACCUCAGUUUUGACAGAACAGGCUGAUCUACUUUUCCUGACGGCACAUCCUGCCACUACCUAGCAACACUUCCUGCCUCUUCUAUACGUAGCAACGGUCAUGGGUGAUGGCUGUAGCAAUGUUAUUACAUGCCUGUACUUCCUGGUUCCUGGCCAUGAAUGACACAAUGAGUGAUGAAGAGUUAACUCUAUGGCUGUAAUCGCCAUAACACCCAAUGAAGUGCCACACUUAAAUGUUAUUUAACCCAAGUUUUUGUAUAAUUAAAAUGGCUUUAUUUAAACUAGAGAUUACUGUAACAUACUGUGCGACAAGUUUGUCGGUCCGCAAAGAUGUAGUGAACAUACUGAAGAUAACGAUAACAACCAGAGCCCCAGGCUAGAGCCUGACCUUGGUUAGACAGGGAGGCUCAUCCUCAGUCUGUACCAAAGGUACAUUUCCACCCCAGGAGCCUGACAGAUGUGCUGCAGGGAACGUCAGUCUCCAGAGCCUACGGAGAUGCAACAAGUGGUCACCAAGUUAGCCUAGCCGUGCUCAAGUAAUGGUGGUUAGGGGUGUAGAUCUGGGGUGGGACAGGGGGAUCAUGGGGACUCAAUGACCAGGACCCUCCCACUAGGCCACAGAGGAACAGAUUGUCAUUGGCUGAAGCAAUGGAUGAGGCUACACCUGUACUAAUCCACGGGUGUAUGUGAAGUCCCUUACCUCAGAUGAAUUUAAACGUCCUUCAUGGGGAUCCAGAGAUAAUACCAGUCCACAGGCUUAUAGAUGUAAUUAUGACAGUCUGUGCCAGAGGUCAUACCUAGCUCUCUCUGGUGCACAGUUGUAGUCAGCCAUGUUAACUCAACACUCCAGUGCAGUCCUUCACAAAUCUCUCCCAGGGACUGGUUGGGGGUCCCCAGGAGAGGUUUGAGAACCUCUGAUGUUGUGGUGGCUUCACUAUUAUUCUCAAGAGUUAUUUCAUUAAUGACUUCCGCUUAAUUCUUCCAUUGCCAGAACGUUCUAACUUGCUGAUUAGUCCACCACAAACUAGACAGUGACUAAACAGCUAUCCCAGAUGGAACCCUCAGCCCAACAUUUUUAGAGAUCUGAGAGGAUUGGACAUGUGUAAACAAUGUCUGUGAAGAGCUCCAGCUUGCCCUCUGAUAGGCUAGGUGUAUAUUACAUACACAAUUCACAUCCUCUUGAAACUCUAUAGUGUAUAGGAUUUAUGGGUCCAAUGUGGAUUGAUGAAGUGUCUUUCUUGACCCCAACAAUAUCUUGUCCAAUGGCGGCCAUGAAGGGAGAAGGGGGGGGCUUAUUAGUCAAAUUAUUUUUGAUGGUGUCGUCAGUCACAUGGCAGAACUAGACUUGCAGGCACUGGGUGCUGAGU
Molecule: messenger RNA, 3232 nt
Organism: Esox lucius (northern pike)
Lineage: Eukaryota; Metazoa; Chordata; Actinopteri; Esociformes; Esocidae
Gene: chst10
Product: carbohydrate sulfotransferase 10
Exons: 6
Coding region: 545-1666 (373 amino acids)
Biological process (GO): proteoglycan biosynthetic process; carbohydrate biosynthetic process
Cellular component (GO): membrane
Molecular function (GO): sulfotransferase activity
Source: RefSeq, a predicted model, not a curated record